Solanum verrucosum is the source of this 618-nucleotide messenger RNA. RefSeq lists its product as uncharacterized. The transcript has 2 exons. Lineage: Eukaryota; Viridiplantae; Streptophyta; Magnoliopsida; Solanales; Solanaceae. Gene Ontology annotation, molecular function: nucleic acid binding. Bases 1 to 618 code for a protein of 205 amino acids. The record is from RefSeq and is a predicted model, not a curated record.
AUGGAGUUUGAAGGUAGUUGGGACAAACACUUGCCUUUGAUAGAAUUUGCUUAUAAUAAUAGCUACCAAUCGAGUAUUGGAAUGCCUCCCUAUGAAGCUCUAUACGGAUGGAAAUGCCAGACCCCUCUUUGUUGGAGUGAAGUUGGUGAAAGAAAGCUUCUUGGUCCUGAAAUUGUGCUUGACAUUGAAUAUCAAGUGGGAGAUAAAGUAUUCUUAAAGGUGUCUCCAUGGAAAAAGAUUAUGAGAUUUGGAAAAAAAGGAAAACUUAGUCCCCGAUUCAUUGGACCUUAUGAGAUACUUGAAAGGAUUAGACCAGUUGCAUAUAAAUUAGCUUUGCCACUGGAGUUGGAGAAGAUCCACAAUGUCUUUCAUGUUUUUAUGCUUAGAAGAUAUCGUUAUGAUCCAUCGCAUGUUCGUCUAGUUGAAUCUAUUGAGGUUAAUCCUGACUUGACGUAUAAUAAAGAACCUAUUCGGAUUGAAGCUCGAGAAGUAAAUAAACUUAGAAACAAGAGAAUUCCCUUAGUAAAGGUGCUUUGGAGGAACCAUUCUGGAAAGGAAGCUACCUGGGAAAGAGAAGAAGACAUGAGGACCCAAUUUCCGCACUUGUUCCGGGACUAG